Molecule: messenger RNA, 189 nt
Organism: Ostertagia ostertagi
Lineage: Eukaryota; Metazoa; Nematoda; Chromadorea; Rhabditida; Trichostrongylidae
Source: the annotation of a GenBank genome assembly
AUGUGGGGGUUAAUGCAUCUCAUCAAGAAUCCUGAGGUCUUGCGUAAAAUACGAACAGAGCUGAAUACAGUCACUGGUGGCAAUAGAUCGAUUUCAUUAUCUGACAGAGAUCACACUCAAUACCUGAACUGGACUAUACUGGUAAAUUACCUUGAAUUCGUCUCAGUAGAUGUGAAAAAAUAUCUACAA